This is a messenger RNA of Silurus meridionalis, 8889 nucleotides long. RefSeq lists its product as uncharacterized. Gene Ontology annotation, biological process: cell morphogenesis; cell-cell junction assembly; calcium-dependent cell-cell adhesion. The transcript has 14 exons. Lineage: Eukaryota; Metazoa; Chordata; Actinopteri; Siluriformes; Siluridae. The record is from RefSeq and is a predicted model, not a curated record. The coding region runs from base 440 to 5227 and encodes 1595 amino acids. Gene Ontology annotation, cellular component: catenin complex; plasma membrane; adherens junction. Gene Ontology annotation, molecular function: cadherin binding; calcium ion binding.
GCGCGUGCACAGAGAGCGGAUCGGCGCGCGCCUUGGUGAGACGACGGCCUCCCGUUAGAAAUCGAAAACGAUCUGGGUGACGGAAAGCGGGACGCGUUGACGCACGCGCAGGAGUCCACGAGCGCGUUUUUCAGACGGCGCGGUGGGACUCGAGGGGCGAUCAAGCCUCCAUGGGAAAGUGAGUGAAGAUUUUUUUGUUGUUGUUGUCAGAAGAAGGAGAUACUGUGGAAGGAAAGGAAAAAAACUGACUGACUGACACCUGCCCUCCAGCCCUGAUGAAGGACAGCUAAUGGAGGAGUAAAGACCGGGUGUGCAAGCUACAAGGUACAAGGGGAGAAAUCAAGGUGCUCUUGAAAGAAUGAAGACAACCAGAAAACAAGCCUACCCUUUUAUUACCUGUGGUUUAAAUUAAUAAAGCACAAUUUAGCGAUCACUCAACAUGCGAAGAUUUCUGCUCCUGGUGUCUCUCUGCCUAUGGGAGGGACUUGUAAGGGCAGAGCCAGUCACAAAAGUCAUUAGAAGGAGAGGACUCCAGAGUCCAGGUCACUCGCAGUUGUAUGGGGUGACCAAUCAAUGGGACCAACCAAGUUUGGACAAGAACGGAGUGCCAUUGGUUAGGCUUAAGGAACUACUUAGUGCUGGCAAACUGGAUGAUGAGUUCGUUGGCCAUGCAAAAACCAAGCAAAGCAAUGAACCUCUGUCCGCCUCAAACCAGGAAGAACUGCACGACUUUAAUGCUAAACAACCUAAGCAGGAAAAUGAAGACGCAACAAAAAUGGACUCAAGGGUACUUAAAGCAGCUGAUAUCACAAGAGAUUUGCUUGAGAAUCGAAGGAUUAAGAAUAACACUAAAAACAGUGAAAUCCCAAAACGAGGACGAGUUGAUAGAGGAAUUCCAACGGACCACAAAAUAGACUCUGGUUUGCACUUCAACAGAACCAAAUACAAAUCGUUGCAGAGAUUUAGAGCGAGGCCAAGCCCUGGGCUUCUUAAUAAUGCCAUAGGUCCAAAGGGAAUGAUAUUGGAUUCGCCACAUAAAUUAAACCUGACAGGAAACUUUGGUGUAUUGAAACUGAUUUCUAAGGACAACCUUGUGCGGAUUGUAAAUUCCCAACUCCAGAAUGGUCUGACCUUUCAGAAUAAGAUUAGUCACAGUAGGAAGAGAGAUUUGAUUGAUAUCAAUCACGGGCAACUGGAGGAACCGAAAACAAGGAGACAAGACAGUUCCGCGACUCCGAAUGUAUAUGAAUUGGAUAGUCACAACAAGACUUCCAGACUAGCUGUCGAGACCCAGUCAAGCACCAUUCCAAAUCCAAAUGUCAGUCCAGUUCAAAUUUUUCGAAGGCCAGUUAUCGAUCUCAAUCCAAAUGUAAAAGAUAAAGAGAAAAAGACAGAGGCCGAGUCUAUAGCUAGCGCAAAAAGCAAACACCACUUAACUCAAGUGGCAUCAACGCCCCGAAGUGAACUCAUGGCCGACAUAGAGGCCAAUUCUUUUACCAGUCGCACCAACAACUCUGGGACUGUGCAUGAAGGAACAUCACAUGCGCCCUCUCAGGCCGUCUCAGAUAAGAGCUACUUUCUCGACUCACAAACUCAGACAACUGCCAAAGAGGAGUCAGGUCAAAAAUGGUAUGCUCCAGGAAUAGAAUUAAAUGUCACCCAGGAACCGAAAGUUUCCGAUUUUGUCGAAGACAGUCACAUUCUGAAACUGCGCCCGAAUCCAGAUGGUGUAGGAAAGGACAAGGGGGAAGUUUGGGAGCCAUCGCUUGCCUGGCCUCUGCAUGGUGGUCAUGGCCUCGUAUUUCAGGAGAUGGAGGAAGAUGUGGGUAAAGCUGGGAGUCAAAAGGAAAGCGAUAGAUCUCGAUCACGAAGCAGACGGAGUUGGAUCUGGAACCAGUUUUUUGUUAUCGAGGAGUAUUCCGGGCCUGAGCCUGUUCUAAUCGGAAGGCUGCACACGGAUAUGGACAGAGGGGAUGGGCGCACCAAGUACGUGCUCCGAGGCGAAGGGGCGGGGUCGGUGUUCGUGAUCGACGAAAAGACAGGCAACAUUCAUGUGACCAAGCCCUUGGACAGGGAGGAGAAGGACGAGUACAGGCUUAUCGCCACGGCAACAGACAGCCAGACUGAGCGUGCCCUGGAGCCCUCUUCCCAGUUCAUCAUCAGGGUGCAGGACAUCAACGACAAUCCACCUGUGUUUGAAGAUGGGCCAUAUAGCGCCACCGUCUCUGAGAUGGCCAACAUAGGCACAUCCAUUGUUCAGGUGACAGCAACUGAUGCUGACGACCCCACCUAUGGGAACAGUGCUCGUCUGGUCUACACACUAGUGCAAGGCCAGCCUCAUUUCUCGGUGGACCCACAGACAGGAAUCUUGCGUACGGCAGUCCCCGAUUUGGACAGAGAAACCCAGGAUCAGUACCUCGUAGUACUCCAGGCUAAAGACAUGGGCGGCCAUCUCGGAGGGCUUUCCGGAACCACUACGGUUACCGUGAAACUGACAGAUGUCAAUGACAAUCCUCCGCAUUUCACCCAGAGCUCCUGGUUGUUCUCAGUGUCGGAGUUGGCGGCGCCGGGGGCGGAGGUGGGCCGGAUCUCAGCAACAGACGCUGACCUGGGAGAGAACGCCAAGCUGGAAUAUACCAUCCUUGAGGGGGAGUCAGGAGACACCUUCAGCAUUACCGGAGUCAACCAAGAGGCUAUCAUUACCCUGACCAAAGCUGUCGACUAUGAAAGCCGGAGCUCAUAUUCUUUUUCGGUGGAGGUGAUGAACCCAACUGUCGACCCACGUUUCCUGCGCCGUGGGCCCUUUAAGGACCGGGCCUCCAUUCGAGUGGCUGUACUGGAUGCAGACGAGCCUCCACGUUUCUCCCGGACCAGGUACCUCAUGGAGGUUUCGGAGAACUGCCCCCCGGCAUGCACUGUUGGCCGUGUUAGUGCUGUGGAUCCAGACACAGGACUCAGCAGCAACAUCAGAUACUCCAUUGAUCCACAGUCAGAUCCAGAGGCUUUGUUCCGGAUCGCCCCAGACACUGGGCUUAUCACAACAACAACAGAGCUGGACCGCGAGCAUGAGCAGUGGCACAAUAUCACCAUCAUCGCCACACAAAGAGAUAACCCUAGCCAAGUUUCCAGAGCUCUGGUUGCCAUACAAACGCUAGACCAGAACGACAAUGCUCCGGAGCUGGACCGACAGUACACGACGGCCAUGUGUGACUCCACCUCCACUGGACAGGUGGUGCAGGUCUUGAGAGCAAUUGAUAGAGAUGAGGGAGGCAACGACAGCACUGUGUACUUCAACAUCCCUCCGGAGUCCAGCACCGCGCUCAACUUCAGCAUCCGAGAGAGCGGAGGUCCCACCGCCAGCCUGGUCCUCGUCUCACCCUUGCAGGCGCUCUCACGUUCUUCCACUUCCUCCCUGACACUGCACGUUCCUCUGGUCCUCAGAGACGUAUCAUCAGGCCUGACGAGCACGGCGACCGUCACCGUGUCAGUGUGUCCCUGUCUGAGAGGAGGCGCCCGAGCCGGCGAGAAGGAGAAGCAGAGCGAUGCGGAAUGGGAAAGGGAGACCAUCUGUCUACCCCAGCACUCCUCCCUGCCUUCUCCGGGUCUCAGCACAGCAGCCUUGCUGGCCAUUUUAGCAUGCGGCGCGACACUUUUGGCUGUCACUGCUCUGUCUCUGUCCCUGCGCAGACAAAAAAGGGACUCGCUUUCUCCUCUAGAGGAAGACGAUGUGAGGGAGAAUAUCAUCACGUACGAUGACGAGGGAGGUGGCGAGGCUGACACUGCUGCUUUUGACAUCACUGCCUUGCAAAGCGCCCCCCACAGUGCUCGUAGGGGAUACAGAACCCUUGACAGUAGGAACAUACGUCUCUCUCAACGCGGCCAGGAUAAAUCGUGCACAUACAGCAGCUGGGCCCAAUCAGGAGCUAUGGAUGGUGCGCAGUACCCAAGCCAGACUCCUUUAUAUGGCCGGUUGUGUUACAGCAGCCAGACCCUCCCAGUGCAACGGCGAUCACAGGGCCCAUAUGAACCUGGCUUGACGGAACUUGGAUAUCGUUUCUCUGCUGGCCAGCCAGAUCACUCCCUCGUAAUCCAUAACCAAGGCGCAAUGGUGGGAGCACUUGAACCAGGAACAUUGUACAUGGGGCCUAGCGAAGUUGUGAAUAGCUCUAGAGAGGGAACUGCAUCCCAGGAUGGAGCCACUGCAUCUGAAGAAGGGACUCCACACAAAAUUGAUAUCAAGGAAGAUUCGGGAAGUGAUGCGCAGCGCAGCCAGGAGCUUAACUGGCGUAAGCUCAUCCUGACCCGCUUUAACCUUCCUGCUCCUCCCCGUUCCCAACAGGUGCAGUCUGAUUCUGCUCCAAGGGAACUGGUGCUGACUAGCACAGGCACACUCACCAGGCCCGGGGUUUCAGGUGGCUGGUUGUGUGAUUCAGCCACACUGCCCAUGGCAGGUCGGCGCUCGUCACGUGCCGGGCUCUCACCAAAAAGGUGUGCAGCUGGCUCGGCAGAAGGCACAGAUGGAGCAAACAAUACCAUGCAAUCUGUCAGCCGUAAUUACACCACUGUCCUGCAGGGGGAGCAGCAAAAGGACUACACAGCAAGUUUAAACCAAGGAGGAUUAGAGAUGGGAAGUAGUUUUGUGGUGGCGAGGCCAGAAGGUGGGAUUCCGUUGUGUGUCGCAGAUAGUACGGGCUAUGUGGCUGACUGGAGGGAACGGGUGGGUAUGGGGGCUUACAGCCUGGGCAGGAGGGAUAUGAUGCCCCAGCUGCUGCCCUACCCUGGGCAGGGUCGAGGAGCAUUUGGAGGGAUCCUAGGAUAUGGAGGAGCUUGGCCUACAGUGCCUGAAGCAGCAGGAAGGGGCAUUCAAGGAGGAAGCGGCCAGUCCUUGGCCUUAAGAGUUGGCGAGUUCUUGCGGCUACGCCUGGCACAGGUGUCCUUUGAUCCAACGCAGCCGCCGUAUGACUCGGUGCAAGUGUAUGGCCUUGAAGGCACAGGGUCACGUGCUGGAUCACUUAGCUCCCUGGAAAGCGAAGGAGAGAAGGAUGCCAACAAGGAGGAGUGGGGAGGUGGGCUGGAGGAGUGGGGGCCCCAGUUCCACAAACUAGCCCAACUCUUUCAAGAAAGGGAGAAAGAAAUCGAGGAUGAAAGCGAAGCAGAGACACCCAAGAAACAAAAUGACAAGGAAAAAGAUGAGCAGUCUGGAGAUGAGAGGAAAGACAAAGACUGAAAGCUAGAGUACGGGAUGGUGUAAGGGUAUGGUCGGGAGAAAGGGUAUGGUGUGAGUAAGCUGCAACCAGUGCUGGAGUAAUAGGUAAAAAAGGAGAAAGAACGAGAGGAAGAUAUAUAGGAAAAGUAAUUGAGAGAGACACACGAAACAAAGGUGAGCUAAAUAGAAAGCGAGAGGAAGCUACAGAGUGAGUGAUUGAUGCAAUUUAAAGCAAUAUGUGUCAAAAAGCAGAACAGAAGUAGAGAGACUGAGAACACUUUGUUUUUCUUCAGAGUAUUUACCAUUCUCUAAGUGUUGCAAGCAAUGGUUGGAAAUGUCCAUAGUAUCUUUUCUAUUCACAAUUUGUGAGAAUGUGUGUAUGAGAGAGAAAGAGUGGUACUGCAGGUGACUCAUGUUUUUGGGGCAAUGUGCAAGACAACACAACCACCAGGGAGUCUGGGGUGGGGGAUAGGCUAUCAUAUAACAGCUGAUAAAUACAAAAUAAUACAAUAGUGGUGAGAAAGAAAGAAAGUUUUUGUUCAGGGGUGCUGGAGUAAAUUUGUCUGCUCAUUGUUUUGAAAAAACUAUACAAAAAGAAAAGCUAAUCAUCUUACUUUCUACUUACUUUGAUGCCUUUUCAAUGCAAAACAUCUCGACUUGGAUUCAAGACGGACCCACAAGAGUUCAUGUUUCAUGUUUGGAUUUCAACUGCCAUAUUAGAAACCUAAAGCAUUUAAAAUGCAUUUAAAUGGGGCUGCAGUUGUAAUGUGGUAUCAUGUCACUGUCCCAUUGUUCCUGGAUUUGUGUAUACAAUAUUGGAAUUACAAAUCUUAUUUUUUGUACAUUUUCCAAUUGUUUGUUGAUUCCUGGCACUUUUUUUCGAACAGCAAUUAUUUAACGUGCAACAUAUCGUCCGAUUCCGGAACAAUUAAUGUAGAGAAAUGAUGUCAAGAAAUUUGAACUGGCACAAUUCCUCAAGAGAAAUCAGGCAGGAUGCAAAACUCUGAGCUGGAAUGCACUUUCAUAUGGGACCCUCAAUAAAAGACAAUACUGUUGUUGUUUUUCCAUAUACAAAAAAGAAAGAAAAUCAGAAUAAAUAUUACAACAUUGUAUGUAAAUGUAAAUAUCAAAAACCAUGGUGUGAAGUGAUUACUGAGUACUGAGUGAGUACAGUAGUAUUCAAAAAAACAACAUGCAAAGUCAUUUUCAAAUAAAAAGAAAAAAAAAACAGAAAACUGAAGGAGAUAAAAGAUUAAAAUGUCAUGUCGGAUUACGGCUCUGAGGGAUGAAAUCACCUGCGAAGGAAUAAACUGAACCGAGCGGACUUGUCUGGAUUAUUUGGGAUUAACUCUACUGCAGGGCAUCAAGCCCAAAUGGAAUCCUGGACUGAUCUACCUGACUAUGCUGGAAAGUAAUAAUUUUUCAGAAAAAAGGAAUAGUUUGCCCCACAGCUAAUGAGUGUCUGGGGAUGUUUUCGAAUGCCUUCAAAUGUACAGAAUUUUGACAAAUCAUCUAAAAAAUGGACAUGUGGAUGUAGCCAUUUUUCCAUACUCUGUACAAGGGUGAACAUACACACAUACGCAUUCACACACAGAGGUUGCAUCAUAACAGAAUACCAGUAAUUGCAUUACCUAAUCCAAAUAUGUUGAGGAAACGCCUCGUGUUAUAGUGUAUAUUGGGUAUGGACUGUGAUUAGGUCAAGGGUUACUGCCAGGAGUGUAAGAAUGGCCUUAAAACCUUAAUGUGUGCAGGCUGAAACUUUUCUGCAAGGUCACAAAGUGAUUUAUGGCUAUUUGUUUUGGCAGGAUAGUGGUACAGCAGGUAGCAUGUACAGUAGAUGCAUAUUACCAGCUUAUGCUCACCCCCAACUUUAUAAACAGUGGCAUGGUCAAUUGACCAAUUCGCUAAAGUGUGUUACAAGAGCUUGUGCAGAAAUUCUAAUCUGCAAGGUGAAACCCCAAAGUCAUCAGGCCAUCAGCAGAUAUCAGGCAAACUAAGUGCCAGGAUGUACAAUUCUCCCACUCUUUUUUGGAUGUAGCAUCGGACUGUAUCCUGGCCUAGAUGUCCUACCAUUGGACACAUGUCCAGCAUCCCCACAGACUCCCAUUUACCUCACAGAUUUCACAAGCUGCCACUAGAACAUCAUUCAUUUAGUGCUUCCAGAGAGACCACAGGCAUGUGGCUCAGCCGGAUCUGCUUGUGAUCCAUCAUGUUAGCUAAACGCUGUGCCAUGGACUUACUGUACCUGUCCAAAUCCUCCUUGAAAACUUUUAAUGAAAUGCUUGCCCUGUAAAAUGGUGCAUUCCUUGUGAAACAUGAUGUGUAUGUGCUUGGGGUGGUGCACUAUCAAAUCCCACUUGAGACUUUGCCCUUUCAAGAAUCAUUGCUAAGGCAGCACUAAUGCUCUGGGUUACUAAUCAGAAGGGUGAAAAUUCAAGCCCCAGCACAUCCAAGUUGCCACUGUUGAGUCUUUAAGCAGGGCAUUUAAUGUUCUUUGCUUCAGGGGGGACUGUACCAUGGCUGAACCUGCUCCCCAAUUUACUAACAAGGUGGGAUUUGUGAAGAUAAGGAUUUUACUGCAGCAUAAUGUAGGGACAAAUAAACCUUUCUUCUUUAGGGCAUGUCUAAAAUUGGAUGUGGCUUAGCCUGAGAGCAAGGGAGUAAUAAUAAUGCAUCUUAUGCCUAAAGAAAAACCACUUCAAAACGAUUCCAGGAUUUGGACAUGUCGGCAAAGCUGAAACGAACUAGUUCCAACCGAUAGUUAAGGAUGCCCACUCAGUCUUGCUGCUUGGUUAGAUGACGGGGGGGGGGGAUCCUGACAUAUUUGGAGAUAGAAGGCAGAAAGGUCCAAUGCCUUAACCACUGAUCUACCACUUUCCACCUCCCACCUCAAACUUGUUGCCUAUGGAUUUUAAUGUUGCAUUUUCAAGCCACUGGCAUUGGCGUUAAAUUAAUGGUACCAACCAAUUCUAAAAAUAAUUAAUAAAAAAAGUUUAUAUUGUAAAAUCAUGCAAUGAUGAUAGAGCACAACAUGUCUUUACAGUGACUUUUCUGAGUAUUACGACCAACCCUGCACAUACAUCAACACUCACACUCAAACACACUUACACAUACACCUUCUCAAUGUCCUGUGUGAUUUGAUCAUUAAGUGGGACAUAUUGACUCAGAGCCACUGUGACUGGGUCAGACCAGAUCUAGAUCCACUGUAUUAGUGUACAAUCAUGAUAACGGGUAGAGGAGGAGGCCGAGCCACUUCAACCCCUCACAUCUUUUAUUUACCAAACAGUUUCCAUUUAAUGGUUUCAACCAAAACAGUGCUCCAUUUCUUCUUCUCAUAGGAACGCUACCCAGGUUUUCAUACAUUAGCAAUACCUUCGUUACAGAAUAUUCGCUUGUCAUUUCAACUAGCAUUGUGGUUAGGACUGUCCAAGGAAUUUACUUUUGUCCAAGGCUUGUCUGUAUCACUAGCCACAAUGGCUCUGCCUCCUUUUUGUUUACCCUCAUUAUUGACCCUGCUCUAUGCAGAGUAAUAUUGAAAUCUCACAAUGCCAUAUGAAACAGAUUGAAGUUUAUUUAUUAUAUGAUUCUGUUGUAUUUUCUCUUUUAUUUUUUGUAAAUUAAAAAAAUACAUGUUUUGAGGGAUUUUUUUGGGGGGUGUGUGCUUAAAUAAAUAAUUUCUUAAA